Messenger RNA from Lathyrus sativus (Indian pea), 633 nucleotides. The record is from the annotation of a GenBank genome assembly. NCBI's taxonomy places the organism in Eukaryota, Viridiplantae, Streptophyta, Magnoliopsida, Fabales, Fabaceae.
AUGAAGAUGAUUCACAUUAUUCUUCUCAUUUUUUAUCUUCUCUCAUAUACCUCCCAUGCAACAUAUACCAAUGAUUUCUGUGUAGCCGACUUUAUGUUUCCAAAAAACCCUUCAGGCUAUCCAUGCAAGUCAGAAACAAAUGUAACCUCAGAUGAUUUUUCAUCGUCUAGUCUUGUAGCUUCAGACACAAACAACAUUUUUCAUACUGGACUCACCAGUGCAUUUGUCAAGGAUAUACCAGGUCUCAAUGGACUCGGAAUCUCUGCAGCAAGAUUAGAUUUUGAAAUAAAUGGAACGAUUCCAAUGCAUAUUCAUCCUGAUGCAUCUGAAUUAAUAAUCGUUGCUCAAGGUCAAAUUAUUGCUGGAUUUAUAACACCUACAAAACUUUAUGAGAAAAAUCUUAAAGUUGGUGAUGUUUUCGUUUUUCCAACAGGACUAUUGCAUUUUCAAGUUAAUACUGGUUCGACAAAAGCUAUUGUUUAUGCUGUUUAUGGUAGCUCAAAUCCUAGCAUUCAAUUACUUAUUGAUUUAUUAUUUAGAAAUAGCUUACCAACUCAAAUCAUUCAAAAAACUACUCUCCUUGAUCCUGCACAAAUUAAGAAGCUUAAGGCUCAGCUUGGUGGCAGUGGCUAG